Molecule: messenger RNA, 1244 nt
Organism: Caenorhabditis elegans
Lineage: Eukaryota; Metazoa; Nematoda; Chromadorea; Rhabditida; Rhabditidae
Gene: T22B2.2
Exons: 8
Coding region: 324-818 (164 amino acids)
Source: RefSeq, marked reviewed
UAAUUAAACCGAAAUGGGUUCACUAUUUGAUGAAUUUAAAGGGUGCCUGCUUCUUAUGUCUGUGCAAUGGACACUGGUCAGUUUUGUGGCGAUUGAAGCCUCGAGGAUAGCAUUCUUCCGAUAGAACAAUACGGAAGGAGUUAACAACGGUGUCUCAAGAUGGACAAGUAUGGUUUGGAAAGAAGUAUUAUCUAUCGUGUCUUCGAAUUACUUGAUUUCAUGUUUCACCGAUUUCCCAGUGCACAUUCCACCAGUGACAUCUAUGGACGAACGAUGCUGCUCCGUGAUUCUGUUGAUCGCAUUUUUAGUGACAUUCUUUGGAAAUGGAUGGAGCUGGAGCCUUGAAGUUUGAUUCCAAAUUAGAAAAAUUCACUAAGAUAAUUUAUUGGGGAGUUAUCACCGCGUGUCAUUUAUUCCCUGCAGUUUUUCCUCACCGAUACUCCAUCAAAAUUAUCCCCAAUGCAUGUAUCUCCCUUUCCGGAGCAGUUUAUGCUGCUCAACUGGCUGUUGUUUCAAAAGCUGAAUUUGAAGAUUACAUUAAUCCAAUGGAUUCUCAAGAAACUUAUUCCAAACAAAAUCGAGCAACCAACAACAGAAUGAAAAUGCCACAAUGUUUUGAAUUGGCUUUCAAACUCAUAUCUUUUAUCAAAUGGGAUUUUGUAACCGAUUUGUUCGUCUUGAGUAUACUUACCUCAGCUCUUAUUGGCCAAUGCUCAGGAUGGGCCAACUCUGAAUGGUAUUUGAUAAUCUUCAAUAUGCUUGCACUUUUGACAACAAUUACAACACUCGUGAUGACCCAAAACUUGAACAAACUUUGAGAUUUAUUAAGAAAUAUCGUAUUUUCAUUUUUUGAUGUUUGCAUCCUUGGGAAUUCUGAUAUACUCAGACGACGCCAGCUUCAUUGUAACCUCAACGAUUUUAUUCCACGGUUCUAUCCAAUGUUUCGGUUACAUCUGGCACCAACUGUAGCUUUUCAACAAUUCCAUCUUCUACAAUGUUCAUUUCCACGGGUGCAUCCUUAACCCAUUGCCUAUCUUCCUGAUAUCAUUUUUAUUCUAGUCUUCUGUUGUCGAUUUCCUAAGAUUCCUCAAUUAACUCUCAACCAUAAGGACUUUUAAUCCUGACUUCUUGGUUCCCUAACUCACCAUCACUCAGAAGUCCUAUAUUUUCCAAUUUAUUUCGUGUAUUAUAUUUUAACCACCUAAAACAAACGGGAAUGGUUCAAUAAGCUUGAAUUCGUGUAA